GACCGGCCUGCCUCUCUGAAGCCAUGCAGGACUGUGAAACUCUGCUCAAACUUCUUUGCUGUGUAGGUAUCAUGCAGCAAAUGACCUUAGUAAUAAGUGACCUGAGAAGAGAUGACCUCAACUGUCCUGAUCACAAAUCCAACUGUGUCCAGGAGUCACAGGAAGAAGACGUGGGAAAAGAAGCAAAUGUUGCCGUCUCUGGUUCUGAGUCUGUUGCCAUGGUGGAUAUGAAAGACGAAAAUAAAAAAGUGAACACUGACACAGAAAGAUACAUUCGUCAGUGCCGACAUAUGAUGUCAUUUCCUUUGUCACAUGUUGAUUUAAGCAGGCCAAGGGCAAUUGCAAAAUCACAGACGCUACCAAAUGGAUCUUUGGAAAGACUAUCCAAAAUAGAGAUGGCAACAUUGAGGUGCCAUACUGAUUCUACAUAUGAAAUUAAAUCUGAAUUGACCGAAGCUUCUAGUUUUGACCAACAGAAGGCAGGUGGAGGCGAGAAAGAGACCUUCAUUUCCUCUCUCACAGUCCAGCCCACCAAAACAACUCAACUCUUUGUUUUUCCAGAGAAUGCAAGCAUGCUUGACCCUGAACCUCAGACUGUGAAUGUGAGAAAUAUCGAUUCUACGGCAGGUAGUUACGUUUCACAAUACAAAGAGACUUUCAAGAUGAGCGCUGAGGUCAAAUUAGAGGUCAAAGGGCAAACCAAAACGGAGCCCUUGCAGACACUACAGAAUAACAGUACAGAGUUUAGCAUUUCACUGAACACAAAGCCAGUGUCUGGAACAACAAAUGUCCACCCGACUGAUACAGCCGAUGACGCGUCACGGACAAAAUCUGUUAAGGAUUCAAUCGCAGCGCCAAGUGGUUCACCUCGAAACCUGACCAGCGUAUCCAUGGAAACCGGAACUGGCAGCACCUCAGUCAAUAAAGUAAAGUCACUGGAGAAGAAUGAAGAAAUCAGAGCGACUAGUCGACCCAUGACACCGAUGCAAACGCAACCCGCAGCAAUUACUCAGCAAAUACCUUUUCAUCAACCUGGAAGUCCCAGUGCUGAAAGACAGGAAGCUAGUAGUGCAUUGAGAGAGAGCGAGCAAGAGCAGAUUAAACACACAGAUGAGACUCCAAAGACUAGACAGGAGGAUCUCAGAUUUAGAAGUGAGCAAAAAGCCCCUGUGAUUGAGGAAUCAGAGACUGAGGAUUGUUCUACAGGUGAUAUUGCUGCCUGUCUAGGACGUCCUACCACUGCGACAAGUACAACAACAGAGACCCACUCCAAUGAGAUGCACAGAAACAUAAACAGAGAAGGAGGUCUAGUACGCACAUCAGGUUUCAGAGGCCCAAGGGGGUAUCCAGGCACACCUGGCUUGCCAGGUCCUCCAGGUGAAAAAGGAGACAAAGGCUAUGCGGGAGUGAUGGGCCGGACUGGCCAGACAGGGUACAGAGGACCAAUCGGACCACCUGGCAUGCCUGCUAUUAUAGUCUGGUACACAUCAGAGGAAGAAUGGCAAGCAUUCAAGAAAAAGAAAUUCUACAAAAAACUAGUGUCGUUGUGGCCGAAAGUAAAAGGAUUACCAGGACCUUUGGGACCAAAUGGAGAGCAUGGACCACCUGGGCCCCCUGGAGUUCCAGGCAAACAGGGGAGGAAGGGAGAGCAAGGGAAACACGGACGAAUAGGACCAGUUGGAAUACCAGGGCCACCUGGGAGACCAGGACCAGAGGGCACAGCUGGGAAGGAUGGGGAGACGGGCCCACCAGGACCACCUGGGGAAGAUGGCCCUAAAGGUUAUGCAGGAGAGAAGGGCAGUAAAGGGGAGCUGGGUGAGUGGGGUGAUCUUGGCGAACAGGGGCCUCAAGGAACCAAAGGAAGGAAAGGAGAGAAGGGAAAAAAGGGACAGAAGGGCCUAGUUGGGGUAGUAGGAUAUAUUGGGCCACCAGGACCUAGAGGACCACAGGGAUUCAUGGGGCCACCUGGUCCAACUGGACAUACAGGAGAUUCUGGGUUCACUGGAUCACCAGGACCACCAGGUCUUAUGGGGCCAAGAGGGUUGAAGGGAGUUCCAGGUGUCAAUGGACCCCCUGGACAACUUGGAGAGAUGGGGCCAAGGGGACCAUCUGGCAAACCAGGAGAAGAAGGACCUGAUGGUAUUAUCGGUAUUCCUGGUGUUCCUGGACCACAGACUCAUUCAUUAUGUUACAUAAUCUAUUCAGGGGAAACCAGGGGGCGAUGGACCACCAGGUCAAAAAGGAGACCCUGGAGAUGUAGGAAUUGAGGGAGACAUUGGGAGUCCAGGACCACCAGGUAUAAAAGGUGCCAGUGGAAAACCAGGAAAACAUGGACCCUCAGGUGAUCCAGGUCUGAAAGCACAGCGUGGAAUGAAAGGAGACUCUGGCCAAAAGGG
Molecule: messenger RNA, 2396 nt
Organism: Labeo rohita (rohu)
Lineage: Eukaryota; Metazoa; Chordata; Actinopteri; Cypriniformes; Cyprinidae
Product: collagen alpha-2(XI) chain-like
Exons: 22
Coding region: 24-2267 (747 amino acids)
Source: RefSeq, a predicted model, not a curated record